AUUCAUCACAAGCGCUUGACUUGUAUAGGCAGAAGCAAGAAGAAGCUUCCGAAUCAGACCCUGUUCUGGCCAAAGAAAUCUUGGACUUACUCCAGCUACCUCAUCCUCCUUCUCAAGUUGGGUCGCUCCAAACACUUCACUUUCCUCGACGGUCUCCUCCGUCCCCUCAAGUCCGAUUCUCACCCCAUCACUCCCACCCUCUUCACUUACCUAUUCAAAGUCUACCCCGAAGCCGAUUUGCCCGACAAAGCCCUCAAAACCUUCUACACCAUUCUCCACUUUAAUUGCAAGCCUCUCCCCAAACACCUUAACCGCAUUCUCGAGGUUCUCGUCUCCCACCGCAACUACCUUCGUCCCGCCUUCGAUCUCUUCAAGGACUCUCGCAGCUACGGCGUGGAGCCCGACACCAAGUCCUGCAACAUUCUCAUGCGCCCCUUCUGUCUCAACGGGGACAUUAGCAUUGCCUACUCUCUGUUCAACAUAAUGUUUAAACGAGAUGUUGUUCCGGAUAUCGAGUCUUACCGGAUUUUGAUGCAGGCCUUGUGUAGGAAGAGUCGGGUGAAUGGAGCUGUUGAUCUUUUGGAGGAUAUGUUGAACGGGUUUGUUCCGGAUUCUUUGACUUACACCACUUUGUUGAAUAGUUUGUGUAGGAAGAAGAAGUUCAGGGAAGCUUACAAGCUUCUUUGUAGGAUGAAGGUCAAAGGGUGCAAUCCUGAUAUUGUUCAUUAGAAUACUGUUAUAUUGGGCUUCUGUAGAGAUGGGCGUACUCAUGAUGCUUGCAAGGUUAUUUCUGACAUGCGGGCCAAUGGGAGUUUGCCCAAUCUCGUGUCUUAUCGUACUUUGGUGAGUGGUUUGUGUAACAUGGGAAUGCUUGAUGAGGCUAGUAAGUAUAUGGAGGAAAUGCUGUCCAAAGAUUUUUCUCCUCAUUUUGCUGUUGUUCAUGCCUUGGUGAAGGGGUUUUGUAAUGUUGGUAGGACAGAGGAUGCUUGUGGAGUUCUCACCAAGGCACUAGAGCAUGGGGAGGCUCCUCAUGUGGAUACUUGGAUGAUCAUAAUGCCUGUAAUAUGUGAAGUGGAUGAUGAGGGGAAAAGCAGUGGUGCUUUGGAGGAAGUUCUCAAGAUUGAAAUAAAAGGGCAUACUAGAAUUGUGGAUGCUGGCAUUGGUUUGGAGAACUACUUGAUUGGGAAGAUACGAUCCAGGUCAAGAGCAUGCUAAAACUUCUGUAGGAAUUACUAGCAUCCUGUUGUCAUCCAUGUUGGAUCUGUGAGCCUGAUGGAAUGCAGAGGAUAAUAGUUGUUAAUCAGAGAACCCUGAUUGCAUUACAAUUAUUUUGUUGUGAUCAGUGCUCGCUUGUUCCUCCAUUGACUCUGAGGCUGGCCAGUUGGGAUCCUUGAUUUAGGAGGGUUUGAAGGUAUAUAAAGUUAGUGGCCAUUGCAUGCAGGCGGUUUGAGGCAGUGAAGACAAACUGGAUUGGUUUGGUUGUAAAUGCUAACGCUUUAGUCUGGUAUGUCUGUCGUGUGUGGAGGAGGACUAUGGCAAGCAGAGCCAGAUUGGAAGUUGUUUGAGCUUGCUUCAUGGCAUUCUUUCUUCUUUGAAUACUGCCUUUAUGCCCAUUUGCAAAUUAGGCUGCACCUUCAUAUGUUGUAAAAGUCCUUGCAAUGUGUUUUACUUGGCAAAGGGGGUUAUGGUGGAGCUGAUAAGUCAUGGAUGCUAGUGGGAUUGGUAGGGGUUUUAGUUUAUUGGUUGAAUAAUGUAGUUGCAGUUUAUAGUAGCUCAUUUUUUUCUUUAAUAAAUCGCAGUUUGGUUUAUAUAGCCCCAUUACUCCAUGAGAAUAGAAAUAGGGACUCCAAAACAAUCAUCAAACCUUCCUUGUUCAAUAUUUACGAAUUCUUUUUUGGA
Messenger RNA from Glycine soja, 1899 nucleotides. RefSeq names its product pentatricopeptide repeat-containing protein At4g01400, mitochondrial. NCBI's taxonomy places the organism in Eukaryota, Viridiplantae, Streptophyta, Magnoliopsida, Fabales, Fabaceae. The transcript has 2 exons. The record is from RefSeq and is a predicted model, not a curated record. The annotation marks the transcript as partial. Gene Ontology annotation, molecular function: protein binding.